Messenger RNA from Cydia splendana, 473 nucleotides. RefSeq lists its product as uncharacterized. The record is from RefSeq and is a predicted model, not a curated record. NCBI's taxonomy places the organism in Eukaryota, Metazoa, Arthropoda, Insecta, Lepidoptera, Tortricidae. The coding region runs from base 129 to 473 and encodes 114 amino acids. The transcript is spliced from 3 exons.
GAAAACCUCACCAAAGUUUCAAAUAUUUUUCCAGAAAACCUAUUAUAAAUCCGGCGUUUGCAAAACGAAGUAUUCAAAAUAACGAGGAUGAAAAUAUUAGCAUAAAGAAGCAAGUUUUCAUAAAGAAAAUGCAUGAAUUGCAGAAGUCCAGGAGCUAUCUCCAGAAGUUGGACGGGGCGAGUGCACAUUUCCAUAGAAGCGGCAGGCACAGUCUGUAUAAAAAGUUGGAGACUUUAUUUGAAGCGUACGGGUAUUCCGGCCGUGAGUGCGUGUUCAGAUUAUUAUGCGACGCCGGCAAAGCGAAUACCCACGAGGAACAAGGGACCUUCCUUCAAGAAUUAUUCACGGCAACGUUCACGUUGCCACAAGGAGAAACGGUUGAUGACUUAUUGGAAUAUGACAAAGCACAUAACACGCAUAAUGACUGUGCGGAAUUGUACCCAGAAUGCGAGGAUUUAAGCAUAACAGCAUAA